UCUCAGACCGCCACUGGCUUGUUUGGCGCAUGCGUAGUCAUUUUUUUCUUUCUUCCCGACGUGCACUGCGUGGUAGCUGACGUCAGCCGCACUCUGCCCAGUCUUCGCCGCCAUUGGUGAGUGUGAAGCCUGUUCCCACCAGGGCCAAAACCAAAGACGGGGCCCCCACAGCCUGAGCAGAACUGAGACACUACACUACGGCCUGUACCGCCGUGACUUACCGGGCUCGCGCCUGCCUCUCCCACUCGUAGGCCUACACCUGUUCCUGGGCCUCGGCCUACAGUGAGGCCCCGGCCUGCCCAGACCCGUGCGUCUCCCGCACCCGCUCUUCAUGAAGGAUGUCUGCCACUAGUGUGGAUCCACAGCGACCAAAGGGACAAGACAGUAAAGUUUUUCCACUAGGGCGCUCAAACAAUGAUCUUAUUUCAGUUCAAAACGGAUCCCUGCACCAGAAGGACAGCGUGCACGAUAAUGACUUCGAGCAGUACCUGUCGGGACAGUCUAAUCAGAGUAACAGCUACCCUUCCAUGUCAGACCCUUAUAUGUCCAGUUACUACCCUCCUUCUAUUGGCUUUCCGUAUUCCCUCAGCGAGGCUCCUUGGUCAACUGGUGGGGACCCCCCCAUUCCUUACCUCACCCCGUAUGGACAGCUCAGCAACGGAGAUCACCAUUUCAUGCAUGAUGCAGUCUUUGGGCAGCCUGGAGGCCUGGGGAAUAACAUUUAUCAGCACCGCUUCAACUUCUUCCCAGAAAACCCAGCCUUUUCUGCUUGGGGGACAAGUGGCUCCCAGGGCCAGCAGACCCAGAACUCUGCCUAUGGGGGCAGUUACAGUUAUCCACCAAGUUCCUUAGGUGGUACUAUAGUUGAUGGACAGACCGGAUUUCACAAUGAAACUCUGAAUAAAGCCCCAGGUAUGAACAGCAUUGAGCAGGGCAUGGUGGGCCUAAAGAUUGGAAGUAAUGUCACCGCUUCUGCUGUAAAGCCGAUGGGAUCUGUGGUUAACAGUGUAGGGAUGCCAAGCGCACUGUCUGGUAAUGGCGGCAACAGCAUAAGCAUGCCUCCCUCCAAACCAACAUCAUGGGCAGCCAUAGCCAGUAAACCUGCCAAGCCGCAGCCCAAAGCAAAAACUAAACCUGUCACCAUAAUUGGAGGGGCCCUACCACCUCCCCCGAUCAAGCAUAACAUGGACAUUGGUACUUGGGACAAUAAAGGGCCUGUGGCUAAGCCCCCUGUUCCACAACAGAUCCCGUCCCCUCAGUCCAUGCCUCAGCCUCAACUUCAGCAACAGCUGCUGCAGCCGAUCCCCGCUCAGCCUCCACCGAUGUCUCAGCCUCCAUAUCAAAAUCCACCGCCCCCUCAGCAGCCACAGGUCCCUCAGAAUCGUUGGGUUGCCCCAAGGAAUAGGAACGCUGCUUACGGUCAGGGUGGAGGCCCAGACGGGAACCCUUUGGGAGGAGUCCAGCCUCAUGCUGCCCCUGGAAACGAAUCUCACCCUGUGCUAGAGAAACUGAAGGCCGUCCACAGCUACAACCCCAAGGACUUUGACUGGAACCUGAAAAAUGGACGUGUGUUUAUAAUAAAGAGCUAUUCUGAGGAUGAUAUCCACCGUUCCAUCAAAUACUCCAUUUGGUGCAGCACAGAGCAUGGGAAUAAACGUCUGGAUAGCGCUAUCCGCUCCAUGAAUGGAAAAGGCCCGGUCUACCUUCUGUUCAGCGUCAACGGCAGUGGACACUUCUGCGGCGUAGCCGAGAUGAAGUCCCCCGUGGACUAUGGCACCAGUGCAGGUGUCUGGUCACAGGACAAAUGGAAGGGCAAGUUUGACGUCAAGUGGCUCUUUGUCAAAGACGUUCCCAACAACCAGCUGAGGCACAUCCGUCUGGAGAACAACGACAACAAACCGGUCACAAACUCCCGAGACACGCAGGAGGUGCCCUUAGAAAAAGCAAAACUGGUGCUUAAAAUCAUUGCCACUUACAAGCACACGACCUCCAUCUUUGAUGACUUUUCUCAUUACGAGAAGCGGCAGGAAGAGGAAGAGGUUGUGCGCAAGGUAACGGCUAAACCUGACUCAUGCUAAACGUAAAUGCUUCCCUCCUGUCUGGCUGCUCAGCACCUAAAUCUGGGAGCCAGGGGAGGAAGUCAUGGUUAAAUAAAGGAGAAGUUCACAUUUGAACAAACUUGUUCUAUGAUGUAGACAUUGAUAUUCUAAGACGAUUUGCCAUUCUGUCCUGGUUUUUUUUGGCUAAUUUUCUGUCCGCUUAUAUCUGGUUGCCCUUUCUUAUUCAUCUCCCUUCCUGUUCUCUAUACCACUGCCUGGUUGCAAGGGCAAAGUGUUAACCCUAGCAACCAAAUACAUUUAUAUUGCUAACUGCAGAUUAAAAAUUUGAAUCAAAGAUCAUUGUAAGUUGCCUUAGAAUACCACUCUCUACAGCGGCUGCAAGUUAAUUUCAAGGUGAACUUUACCAACAUGAAAUCACUAUGUGUGUAUGUAAUAACUCAAUAUUCAUGCAGUUUGGGAUGCCAGCUUUCUAAUACCCCCCCCCCCCCACACACUCCAAAUAAUUACAGGAUGGCAUGUGGCAACAGUGUUCCAGUAGCAUCUAGUUUAGCCAAUGUGGCAUUCGCCCUGUUUAUCACAAGGUGCAAUUGUAUCAGAUUCUAUUACACCCUAGACUGUAAAUUACUAUACAGGGGAAUAGGAAGCUGUGAAAUCUGUGCGUAUCAUAAGAGGUCCUGCAGCCUAACUGGGGAGCCUCUGGCUGGGUGCUGUCAUCAAGAGAUAUUCUGGUUAUUGGUUAAGUGCAUAAGGAAGGCCUCUACGGAAGGGAUCACAAUUAAAACUUAAACACUUGUCAUCUGCUGGGGGGGUCGACACACAGCUUCCUGUUAGGUACUUAAUCAUAAAAGGAAACGUUCAUUGUAAAAAAUAAAAACUGGGUAAAUAGAUAGUAAUGUGCAAAAUAAAAAAUGUUUCUAAUAUAGUUAGCCAAAAAUGUAAUGUGUAAAAGCUGUAGUGACUGGAUAUCUAACAUAAUAACCAGAACACUACUUCCUGCUUUUCAGCUCUCUAACUCUGAGUUAGUCAGCGACUUUAAGGGCGGCCACAUGGGACAUAACUGUUUAGUCAGUUUGCAAUUGAUCCUUGGCAUGCAGCUCAGAUUCAAAAGCAACAGUUAUGACCCAUGUGGCUUCUCUCAAGUCUCUCAUUGGUUACUGCCUGGUAACCAAUAAGUGGAAACCAAGUGUUCUGGCUAUUCUGUUGGACAUCAAGUCAAUCUAACCUUUAUAGAUGGCAUUAUUUGCUAACUAACUAUAUUAGAAACAUUGGGCUAUCUAUUUACCCAGAUGCCAGCGUCUGCUGCUUGAACUACAGUUCCAAGUGUGUUAGCACAGGCAUGCAGUUAGUUGUAGUUCAUCAGCAAGACCGCUGCCACAACUUGCCUAUGUGUUAUGUUUGAGGAGAUCUAGUUUGCCUUCUAAAGUGGUCUGGUGGCUCCCAUUUCUUCCUGCACUUAGAGUGAAACAAAAGCUGGCUUUCCUGUUCACUGUUGCGCCACCUAGUGAAUCUGGUAAAUGUAAAUUAGCUCCCUUUAGGGCCGCAGCGCUGGCAGGAGGGGUUAGUAAAGCAACUGAUUGGAUUAUUUAAAUGUCUAUGCUGAUUUUUGUCCAAAAUAUUCUGUGGAUUUAUGUGCCCGGGGGCGAUGCCAUGAGCAUACGCCUGGCUAAACUGUAACUGAGAAGCUGGCAAACUGUAGCAAAUGUUUGAGAUUGAAUACAUUUUAUUAAGGCGCCUGAAA
Molecule: messenger RNA, 3798 nt
Organism: Xenopus laevis (African clawed frog)
Lineage: Eukaryota; Metazoa; Chordata; Amphibia; Anura; Pipidae
Gene: ythdf1.S
Product: YTH N(6)-methyladenosine RNA binding protein 1 S homeolog
Exons: 4
Coding region: 339-2078 (579 amino acids)
Biological process (GO): mRNA destabilization
Cellular component (GO): cytoplasmic stress granule; P-body; cytoplasm
Molecular function (GO): mRNA binding; RNA binding; N6-methyladenosine-containing RNA reader activity
Source: RefSeq, a predicted model, not a curated record